GCAGAAGAAUACAAACAGUGUGAGUUUCCAAGGAAGGAUUGUCUCGGAUCAUUCAGUAGGCAAACAACGUUUGGUGAUUAACUUUAUACAUUUAAGAAAUGGCUCGUACCAAGCAGACUGCGCGUAAAUCCACCGGAGGAAAGGCGCCUAGGAAGCAGCUGGCCACAAAGGCUGCGAGGAAGAGUGCGCCCUCUACCGGAGGAGUGAAGAAGCCCCAUCGUUACAGGCCCGGAACCGUGGCUCUGCGUGAGAUCCGUCGUUACCAGAAGUCGACCGAGCUGCUGAUCCGCAAGCUGCCCUUCCAGCGUCUGGUCAGGGAGAUCGCUCAGGACUUCAAGACAGACCUCCGUUUCCAGAGUGCGGCCAUCGGUGCUCUUCAGGAGGCUAGCGAGGCCUACCUGGUGGGUCUGUUUGAGGACACCAACCUGUGCGCCAUCCAUGCCAAGCGUGUCACCAUCAUGCCCAAAGACAUCCAGCUGGCUCGCAGGAUAAGGGGCGAGAGGGCCUAGGAACCCCACCCCCUUGGCUUCGUCCAGACUAAUAAUCCUAUUUAUCAUACCUAACCCUUUUUUGUGGACAUGUUAUUUCUUGGGUAUUUUUAAAAGGAGUGUUCCUGAUUUAUACUUUUAUUUUUUUUGUAUUUUAGAACGAGGUAAAGAUCUGUCAUUCCACUAUUCUGGAUUAUGGGUAUUGUUCAGUGACCCAUUGACAUAUCUAGGCGUUUCUGCCCGGCUUCAAACUGGAGGCAUCUUGGGUGGGGGGGCGGGCGGGCGGGCGGUGGAUUGGGGGGGGGGCUGUGUAAUAGGUGUUCAGAAUGGGUGAGUUUGCUGUUCUCCACUUCUGGGGCGGUUGCCUCCAAUGCCCCACCCCCUGUCACUCAUCAGCCGUCUCUCUCACACUCUCCUUAAGCGGUUGGCUCCACAAAAGGCGCCACACUUUCAACCGACCUCCUGACCCGCCUGGCUUUUGACCAGCUGGAUGGCCAGGUGUCAGGGUCUCUUUGUGCUACUGCUCUGGGUGGGUGAUCGGGGGGGGGGGGGGGGGGGCACAGCAGGGAGGCUCACUGUGGUCGUUCAGGACUGCUUUUUACAUAUUACUUUUCCUACAUAAAAAGAACCUUGGCAGCUACAUUUAAUACUAUUUAUGACGUGUUGUCACAUUGUAGUCUUUCUAUUAAAUGUCUUUACGAGUA
This is a messenger RNA of Hypomesus transpacificus, 1192 nucleotides long. RefSeq names its product histone H3.3A. The record is from RefSeq and is a predicted model, not a curated record. Gene Ontology annotation, molecular function: structural constituent of chromatin; protein heterodimerization activity; DNA binding. NCBI's taxonomy places the organism in Eukaryota, Metazoa, Chordata, Actinopteri, Osmeriformes, Osmeridae. The coding region runs from base 99 to 509 and encodes 136 amino acids. The transcript has 4 exons. Gene Ontology annotation, cellular component: nucleosome.